UCGUUACACUCUCGAUAUAGAGAGCUCCGCGAACGGGAUAUCGCUGUGAUGAGCUUGUCCAACAACAAUGGUGGCCUUCGCGAUGUAAAUGAUGGAUACUUUCUCAUCUGUUAUUAUCUUUUACUGUAGAGAGACGCUAGAACGAAUGUGAACACCAUAACAUCCACAAGUUAAUAAUGGAAGUACAAAGCCAACCACAGAAUCCUGGCUCUGUUACUGAAACAUGUAAUGCUGGAAAUCGAUACCCUUAAGAAAUAUCCUGUCACUGAGACGUGUAAACACUGACUGUGAGAGAAAAUAUUUGGAUACAGGUGAUCUCAAGAAAGAACCUGUUACAGAAACAUAUCUAAUCAUGGACUGUGAGAGAGAAUUGGUGGAAACAGGUGAUCUCAAGAAAGAACCUGUCACUGACACAUAUCUAAUCAUGGGCUGCGAGCGAGAAUUGGUGGAAACAGCUGAUCUCAAGAAGCACUCUGUCACUGACACAGGGGAUCUCAAGAAAGAACCUGUCACUGACACAAGUGUAUUCACUGACUGUGAGAGAGAAUUGGUGGAAACAGGUGAUAUCAAGAAAGAACCUGUUACUGACACAAGUGUAUUCACUGACUGUGAGAGAGAAUUGGUGGAAACAGGUGAUAUCAAGAAAGAACCUGUCACUGACACAAGUUUAUUCACUGACUGUGAGAGAGAAUUGGUGGAAACAGGUGAUAUCAAGAAAGAACCUGUCACUGACACAAGUUUAUUCACUGACUGUGAGAGAGAAUUGGUGGAAACAGGUGAUCUCAAGAAAGAACCUGUUACUGACACAAGUUUAUUCACUGACUGUGAGAGAGAAUUGGUGGAAACAGGUGAUAUCAAGAAAGAACCUGUCACUGACACAAGUUUAUUCACUGACUGUGAGAGAGAAUUGGUGGAAACAGGUGAUAUCAAGAAAGAACCUGUCACUGACACAAGUUUAUUCACUGACUGUGAGAGAGAAUUGGUGGAAACAGGUGAUAUCAAGAGAGAACCUGUUACUAAUACAGGUGUAUUCACCGACUGUGAGAGAGAAUUGGUGGAAACAGGUGAUAUCAAGAAAGAACCUGUUACUGACACAAGUUUAUUCACUGACUGUGAGAGAGAAUUGGUGGAAACAGGUGAUAUCAAGAAAGAACCUGUCACUGACACAAGUUUAUUCACUGACUGUGAGAGAGAAUUGGUGGAAACAGGUGAUAUCAAGAAAGAACCUGUCACUGACACAAGUUUAUUCACUGACUGUGAGAGAGAAUUGGUGGAAACAGGUGAUAUCAAGAAAGAACCUGUCACUGACACAAGUUUAUUCACUGACUGUGAGAGAGAAUUGGUGGAAACAGGUGAUCUCAAGAAAGAACCUGUUACUGACACAGGUGAAACCACCGACUGUGAGAGAGAAUUGGUGGAAACAGGUGAUAUCAAGAGAGAACCUGUCAUUGACACAAGUUUAUUCACUGACUGUGAGAGAGAAUUGGUGGAAACAGGUGAUCUCAAGAAAGAACCUGUCACUGACACAAGUUUAUUCACUGACUGUGAGAGAGAAUUGGUGGAAACAGGUGAUAUCAAGAAAGAACCUGUCACUGACACAGGUGAAACCACCGGCUGUGAGAGAGAAUUGGUGGAAACAGGUGAUCUCAAGGCAAAGCUAAUUAUAAUAGAAAGAAUCAUGGCUUUGAAUCCACGAUCAGCAGGUCCUCUACCUGCUAAGACAUACAACUCUUGUGGUAGUUCAGUAAAGGAGUCGCAUAAGUGUCGUUUCUGUGAGAAAACAUUUUCACAACAUGGUCACAUGGAGUCACACAUGAGUAUUCACACUGGAAUGAAACCAUAUCAGUGUGUUGAAUGUGGGAAAAGAUUUGCAAGAUCAGGUACUGUCAAGGCACACAUGAGGAUUCACAGUGGAAUCAAGCCUUAUCAGUGUGUUCAAUGUGGGAAUCGAUUUAGAAAAUCAUGUACCCUAAAGACACACAUGAAGAUUCACAUUGUUGUCAAGCCUUAUCAGUGUGUUGAAUGUGGGAAAAGUUUUGCACUAUCGGGUGAUCUGCAGAAACACAUGAGGAUUCACAGUGGAGUCAAGCCGUAUCAGUGUGAUGCAUGUGGGAAAACGUUUACUUAUUCACAUAACCUGCGGAAACACAUGAAGAUUCACACUGGAGUCAAGCCUUAUAAGUGUAUGGAAUGUGGGAAAGCAUUUUCACACUCAGGUGAUCUGAAGACACACAUGAGGAUUCACACUGGAGUCAAGCCUUAUAAGUGUAUUGAAUGUGGGAAAGAAUUUGGACAGUCAGGUAACCUGCAGGCACACAUGAGGUUUCACAGUGGAGAGAAGCCUUAUAAGUGUGUUGAAUGUGGGAAAGCAUUUGGACGAUCAGGUGUUCUGCAGAAUCACAUGAAGAUUCACACUGGAGUGAAGCCUUAUCAGUGUGUUGAAUGUGGGAAAAGAUGUUCACUGUCAAGUAAUCUGAAGAAACAUAUGAGGAUUCACAGUGGAGUGAAGCCUCAUAAGUGUGUUGAAUGUGGGAAAAAAUUUACACGGUCGGCUGAUCUGAAGACACACAUGACGAUUCACAGUAGAGUGAAGCCUCAUAAGUGUGUUGAAUGUGGGAAAGAAUUUACACGGUCGGGUGAUCUGCAUACCCACAUGAGGAUUCACAGUGGAGUGAAGCCCCAUAAGUGUGUUAAAUGUGGGAAAACAUUUACACAAAAAAGUAACCUGCAGACACACAUGAGAAUUCACAAUGGAGUGAAGCCUCAUAAGUGUGUUGAAUGUGGGAAAGAAUUUUCACUGUCAAGUAAUCUGAAGACACACAUGAGGAUUCAUAGUGGAGUGAAGCCCCAUAAGUGUGUUAAAUGUGGAAAAGCAUUUACACAAUCAAAUAAUCUGACGGCACACAUGAGGACUCACAGUAGAGUGAAGCCUCAUAAGUGUGUUGAAUGUGGGAAGACAUUUACACAAUCACGUACCCUUCAGACACACAAGAGGGUUCACUGUGGAAAACAUUAAACUUAUAAAUGAUAGGUCAAUCAGUUAUUCCUUUAAUCCAUGCAUUAUGCAUGGAGUUUUGACUCCGAGAGAUGGGUACAUUGAGUGGGUGUUUGUGAGUAUGCAUAUGGAUGGGGAUGGUGUGUUUACAUGCAUGACUGGAUUGUGGUGUACGUAAGUAUGGGUGAAUUGAAUGUGUGUGUGAGAAUGUGCAUGUAUGGGCAUUGUGUGUAUGUGUGGAUGGUGGUGUAUGUAGGUAUGGGUGCAUUGUAUGUGUGUGUGUGAGUAUGCGUUUGUAUGGGAUUGUUGUGUUUGUGAGUAUAAGAUGAAGGUGAGAAAGAAUAUAGUACCGCUCACCUAUGUCUAUUAUAUUGUAUUGUAUCGCUUUCCACUUUCAUAAAUAUACUGAGCAACAAAAGUCCCUGUGACAUUGAAUAAGAUUUAAUGCAAAGUUAUGUUUUUUACCAAAUCUGAAACAAUUUUGGUUUGAAAAAGAUCCUGAAAAAGAUCCUUACUCCUGAACAUGCCAAAAUGUCAAUUUACAAAUCAAUAGCGUGUGGGUCCACCUCUGGUUGCGAUGCAAGCAACACAUCUUCAUCUCAUUGAAUGGACCAGGCCUCGCACAAAGUCCUGUGGGAUAUCUUUCCAUAUCUGCUGGAGUAUGUUUUGAAGUUCCUGGAGUGUCUGUGGAAAAUGUGGUUGACUUCUCAUCCCCAAAUGUGCUCGAUUGGUGAGAGAUCAGGGCCGGCCAGGGGAUGACAUUCACGUUGUUUUGUUGAAGAGAAUCCUGAACAAGUCGAGCAAUAUGAGGCCGGGCGUUGUCAUGUUGAAAGGUAAUGCCU
This is a messenger RNA of Haliotis rufescens (red abalone), 3837 nucleotides long. RefSeq names its product zinc finger protein 271-like. The transcript has 2 exons. The record is from RefSeq and is a predicted model, not a curated record. The coding region runs from base 353 to 3016 and encodes 887 amino acids. NCBI's taxonomy places the organism in Eukaryota, Metazoa, Mollusca, Gastropoda, Lepetellida, Haliotidae.